This is a messenger RNA of Alternaria atra, 1878 nucleotides long. RefSeq lists its product as uncharacterized. NCBI's taxonomy places the organism in Eukaryota, Fungi, Ascomycota, Dothideomycetes, Pleosporales, Pleosporaceae. The coding region runs from base 1 to 1878 and encodes 625 amino acids. The transcript has a single exon. The record is from RefSeq and is a predicted model, not a curated record.
AUGAAAAAAAUCAUCACGGUAGUACACGAAUUUCAGGCUCUUUCGUAUGCGUGGGGCAAUGAUCCGCCUUGGUACGAAGUUCUCUUGGAUGAUCUUCCCAGAUCAGGCAAUGAGCCGAUUACUACAGGGGUGAAGCAAUUCCAGACGUACGCUAUCCGUAGGAACCUCUAUCAAGCUUUGAGACAUAUUCGUCUCACGGACGACUAUCUGUGGCUCUGGGUAGAUGCUCUUUGUAUCGACCAGACGAACAUCCAUGAGAAGAGUCAACAAAUCCCGAAAUUGCCUAGUAUCUACUUCAACGCUUGGAAUGUUAUUGCGUGGCUAGGAGACGGCGAGUCCUUGCCAGGGGGUGUUGAGAAGGCCGUGAGCUUAGUGCCGGACAUUCUCAACCUCAAGACGCUAGAUAUCGACUUGCGCGGGGAUACACUUGAUGAGGAUGUGCUUCGCUCUUGGGCAUCCUUCGGUAGCCUUCUGCAACAACCGUGGUUCGAGCGCCGGUGGGUGAUUCAAGAGGUAGCUUGUGCGAGGAAGCUAUCAGUUCGCGUUGCAGAUAAGAUCCUGAGCUGGCUGGAUUUUGCGGAUGCCGUAGAUUUGUAUUCGGCAAACAUCGAUCAGAUGCAAGCGCUCUACCACCAAUCGGCACUAUUCAGAACAGAGCCUGCUGCUUUGGAUCACAUUAAAAGCACUAAAGCAGUGGCACUAAUGCAGUUUUCGCGUAACGUAUUUCGAAAGCGAUCUGAUCCGCCAAGCGUUUCGAAGUUGAUGAACCUGAGAUCUCUGGUCCUGGCUGCUUCAUCGUUUGCAGUGUCAGAUGUUCGAGAUGUUGUUUAUGCCUUAUUGCAUCUCGCCAACGAUGGACGUCAAUCAGUCACCAUACCGCUCGGACGGUAUGACGUCUUCGUCUCUGACUAUUCAAAACAUCCUGUGCAAAUCUUUGAAGAGUUUAUUGAUUAUAGUAUCCUAACCUCAACGUCUUUGGAUAUCCUAUGCCAACCUUGGGCCAGUUGGCCAGGUCCUUUACGCACUACCGCGUACAAAGGCAGAACCCUACCCAGUUAUAUAGGGGUAGCAUCAUUCGAUGAGGGUGGACUUUGUCAGCGACAUAUUCCACCAGACGAUCUGCUCGGCCCCGUCACGGGUCAAACCUACAAUGCAUCUCGCGGUGUCGCUAUAAAAGCCAGAAGAUUACCACAGGCAAUCGAUAUCUUGGAAGUCAAGGGAAUAUUGCUAGGCACAAUCGAAACGUUUACUGCUUCAGCUGUGCACAGCGGGAUGCUCACGAAGAACUCGCUAAGUAUGCUUGGGUGGUGCGGUACUCUGGAAACGGGCAUCGAUGACAGACUUUGGAGGACACUCGUUGCCAAUCGCGAUCCAGAUUCAAGGAUCGCUCCUACCUGGUACCGGCGCGCAUGCGCCUUAGCACUCACCAAGAUCGAUGGCGACGGCCAUCUAGAUUCAGCCGCUUUGAUUGCUGAUAAAUCGCAACCAAGUACAUUGAUAAGCUAUCUCCGACGUGUGCUAGUGGCAACUGAAAACAAGAAGAUCUUUCGUUGCACAAAGAAUACCACCUCUGAUGACUCUACGGGGGCGAAGGAAGGGGCACAAGAACAGGCAAAAGAGCAGAUACACGAAGCCAUAGUUGGUCUAGGGCCAGAAGACAUGGGGUCUGUUGGUCAGCAAUGGGUUUGCAUUCUAUAUGGAUGCUCGGUGCCAGUUAUACUCAACGAGGUCGAUGGCCGUAAAUAUCAAGGCGACGGAACAUAUCACGUUAAGCUUACCGGACCCUGUUACGUACAUGGAUACAUGGAAGGGGAGAUAUUUGCUGGCAUGAGCGAAGAGGACAUUCGGAGCAGGUCAAUAACAUUCAGCAUCCAUUGA